Molecule: messenger RNA, 4966 nt
Organism: Dryobates pubescens (Downy woodpecker)
Lineage: Eukaryota; Metazoa; Chordata; Aves; Piciformes; Picidae
Gene: TTLL7
Product: tubulin tyrosine ligase like 7
Exons: 22
Coding region: 329-3118 (929 amino acids)
Biological process (GO): protein polyglutamylation; microtubule cytoskeleton organization
Cellular component (GO): cilium
Molecular function (GO): tubulin binding; tubulin-glutamic acid ligase activity
Source: RefSeq, a predicted model, not a curated record
GAAAAUACCUAGAAGGGGUUAAGAAAGAUCUUUUAAAAACUGCUAUAGAGAGGCUAAACCUGAAGAAGCUGCCGCUGCAGUAUUUCCCUGGUGUACCAGCACUGCCUGAAACUGUAUCAGCUGUCAAUUAUUGAUAGAAAAAUAUGUUUCCAGAGGGCUAACUCUUCAGAUAGUUUCAGCAAUGCAACACUAACAAACUAAUGCUUUCUAUAACCAGAGAUUGAAAUGCUAUGACUGAAGUCUUAAAUAAUUUGGCUUUGACAACUCCAUCAUUUUUUGACAACUCGGAACGGAAUUUGGGCUCAGCUCUGCACUAUCUUAGGCUAUAAUGCCAUCCUUGCCUAAUGAGGGAGAUCACCAUGGAUCUUCACCUCUGACUUUGAGUUCGGAACUACCUUAUCAAAGCACAAUUAAAAGAAAAGCCAGAAAGAAGAAAAAUGGAGUCAUCACUGCAAAUGUUGCUGGCACAAAAUAUGAAAUUGUACGUGUAGUGAUACGAGAAAUGGGAUUUGUGACAACACGUGAUGAAGAUGAAACAGCUAAUCUUAUAUGGAGUGAUUCUGCUGUGCAACAAGAAAAGAUUGCUGAACUUCGGAACUACCAGAGAAUCAACCAUUUUCCAGGAAUGGGAGAGAUCUGCAGAAAGGAUUUUCUGGCAAGAAACAUGACUAAAAUGAUCAAGAGUCAGCCUCAGGAAUAUAGUUUUAUUCCUCGAACAUGGAUCUUCCCUGCAGAGUACACACAGUUUCAGAACUAUGUGAAAGAACUGAAGAAGAAACGUAGACAGAAGACUUUCAUAGUCAAACCAGCUAAUGGUGCAAUGGGGCAUGGGAUCUCUUUAAUAAGAAAUGGAGAAAAGUUACAAGCUCAGGAUCACUUGAUUGUUCAGGAAUAUCUUGACAAACCAUUUCUUAUGGAAGGCUACAAGUUUGAUUUACGUGUCUAUAUUCUCAUAACAUCCUGUGAUCCAUUAAAAGUAUUUUUAUAUCAUGAUGGACUCGUAAGAAUGGGCACAGAAAAGUAUCAUCCUCCCAGUGACUCAAAUUUGAGUCAAUUGUAUAUGCAUCUGACUAACUACUCUGUCAAUAAACAUAAUGAACACUUCGAACGCGAUGAAACAGAAGACAAAGGAAGUAAACGCUCCAUAAAAUGGUUUACUGAGUUUCUAGAAACAAAUAAUCUUGAUGUUUCCAAAUUCUGGAGUGAUAUUUCAGAGUUGGUAGUGAAGACUCUCAUAGUUGCAGAGCCACAUGUUCUUCACGCUUAUCGCAUGUGCAGGCCAGGGCAAGCACCAGGAAGUGACAGUGUCUGUUUUGAAGUCUUGGGAUUUGAUAUUCUGCUGGACAGAAAACUAAAACCAUGGCUACUAGAGAUUAAUCGUGCCCCAAGUUUUGGAACUGAUCAAAAAAUAGACUAUGAUGUAAAAAAAGGUGUUCUGCUAAAUGCAUUAAAGCUUCUCAACAUACGGACAAGUGAUAAAAGGAGAAAUUUAGCUCAACAGAAGGCUGAAGCUCAAAAGAGACUGUAUGGUCAAGGUUCAAUGAAAAAACUGUUGCCAGGCUCCUCAGAGUGGGAGAAGCAGCGCCACACACUGGAAAGGAGAAAAGAAGAACUGAAGGAAAGACUUGCACAAGUACGUAAACAGAUUUCCAAAGAGGAGCAUGAAAAUAGACACAUGGGGAACUACAGGCGGAUUUACCCUCCUGAUGAUAAGACACUACUUGAAAAGUAUGAGAGUUUGUUAGCCACUGCUUUCGAGACAUUUCUUGCUGGGAGAGCAGCUUCACUUCAGCGGGAGAUGAAUAACCCUUUAAAAAGAAUGAAGGAGGAGGACAUUUUGGAUCUUCUGGAGCAAUGUGAAAUAGAUGAUGAAAAGCUAAUGGGAAAAUGCAGCAGGCAACGAGGACCUAAGCCUUUGUCUUCAAUGCCAGAAACUGCACAGCCCAUAAGAAAAUUUAAGAGCUACAUUAGUGAUAGUAGCUGUGAUAGCAGCAGCAGUAUGUCAGAAUCGGGAGAAGAAACUGAAAAGGAAGAUCACAACGAAAAAAAAGAGAAAAAAGUUUCAUAUGAUCUUGAAGAAAAUAAAUGCAAAUCUUUGGAGAGAUCAGGUAGAAUGAACUGGAAACCUUCAAUUAAAAAUAUAAAAUCUCCAUCAUAUUCACUCGCCACAUCAUCCACCAGUCCAAUAAGGCGUUCUGUAAGCUGCCCUCGUUCAAUAUCAAUAUUGACUAUGCAGUCACAAGCAGCUGAGCAACGUCCCUUUUCAGCCAAAGCAUCUCUGAAAAUCCAGCGUACAUCUUCAGUGAAUAGGUCUCAUUCUUUAAAUCGUAGCCCAUCUUCAGCCAGAGUCUCUCAGACAUCCAGCUUGGGAACUAUGAGCUCUUCAGGGUCAGCUAAUAGAAUUGGAAAGACAUUAAGAUUGUGUCUUCACCGCAACGUGUUAAAGAGCGAGUCUUUGCUGCAGCAGAAAACAAAAGAGCAAGAAGUUGCUUUGACGAAAGAGACUCUUCUCAUUAUCAGUGACAUGAGAAUUAAAUUCCCAGGAAAAACAGAUGAAGAAUCAGAACUGAUUAUAGAAGAUAUUAUGGAUAAUUGGAAGCAUCAUAAAACAAAAGUGGCAUCCUAUUGGUUAGUGAAACUGGAUUCUGCUAAGCAACGAAAAGUUUUGGAUAUAGUCAAGACAAGUGUUCGUGCAGUUCUACAGCGUGUCUGGAAGGCUCCAGACAUUGAAAAUUUACAUUUGUACCGUCUCUUUAACCGCGUAUUUAAUCGCUUACUUUGGAGCCAUGGCCAAGGCCUUUGGAACUGUUUCUGUAAUUCAGGGAACUCUUGGGAAACCAUAUUCAGUAAAAGCUCAGAGGUGGUGACUCCUGAGCAGCUCCAAUGUUGCCAACGAAUAGUACAGCUUUGUAAACACUGCCUGCUGGUGGUUUACAAAUAUUCAUCAGAUUCAAGAGGAUCCCCAACUGGGAUUAGCCCUCACUGGGAUGAUACAAGGUAUUUAUUGCCAGGACCUUCACUGUUCAUUGUGAAAUCAUCCUCGUCCAGCCUUAGUGGUACUUCAUCUGGAAUGCCUCGCCCUAACAUCUUGUUCACACACAGAUACAGUCACUUGUGAAGAAAAAAGGAAAGCUGCUGUUCCUUUGUAAAAUAAUGGCACUCCAUUUUUUUUUUUUUUAAAUAAAAUUUGUGAUGGAGCUAAAUAUAAACACUGUUACAUAUUUACUACCAUACUAUGAUAACAUUUAGCUGAAAACCUACUGUAAAAGCAUAGCUUUUUCUGGAAACAUAAACCCUGUUAAGGUGUUUACACACAUGUGAAUGUGUAGAUCUUGCUAGGUUUGUAAGUAAUUCCUUCCUAUAAGAAAUGUUAUUUUUGCUGCAGAAUAUAUAAAAUGGAAUUGAUCUUGAAGAUCCUAUUACAAUGUUACAUUACUUUGUAAGUACAAUACUUUGACUUGAAUAUUAUUUAUUAUAAAGUUAUACUAUUUAUUGUCUCAAAUGCACUUGAUCCUUUAACAAGGCAGAUGAUUUAAAAACUGUAGUAGAACAGUAAAACGCUGUCAUUUAAAAUAAUUUGAUCAUUUCUUGGACAUGUUUGAAAUAAUGGCCAAAACUCUGUAAGUUAAACCUAAAGCAGACAUAAUUUUGUUUCUCCUCUGAAAUUACAAGAUCUAUUUAAUGCUGCUAUUUUUCUUAAAGGACGUAAUAUCUUCUAGCCAAAGUGAAGGCGUCUAGUACACAAACAGUAAAGAUAUCAGUUUAGGCAUUCAGUUUCUAAUUGGAUUCUUGUAAUAAAAUGGAAGCCAGUGUUUGUUAUUGGAUUUUCAUUCACAUUACCUAUGUCCUGUGCCUUUAGGUUUCCUUUGGGAGCAAGCAGUCAUCUCCAACUCACCCAAGCAUGCCUAGUGCAUAGUUUCUCUGUUUUACUGCAAGAGUGGUAAAGCAAACAUUUUUAGGAAAUACUGCAGCUAUAAUGUAUUAUUUCAACCUUUAACUAACUUUUUUUCCUACUUUUUAUCAUACAAUCCAACACCUACUGUAGAUUGUAUCCUUGCAAUGGACAGUAUUUUCUAGAUUGCUGACACCUUUAAAUGUUGGAAAUAUAACUCAUUAGAAACUGCUCAUUCAGAUUCAGCUUCGUGGGCCUGCUUGAAGGGUGCAAAAAGAAGAUGAGACAGAGCAGGAACCUAAUCCCAGAAGGAUCUAUAACGUGAAAUCAUCAUUCAGAUUUUGCUACAUACAGCUGUUUGUCCCACUCAGUGUUGUGCCAUAUAAGCCUUAUUCAUUAUAGAAAGAAUUAUUAUAAAAAUCAGUUAAUCUAGAUUUUAAAAUUAAUUAUAUUUUUAACUGAAUAAAGAAAAGAGUAAUUAUUAUUUACCAAAGACAUGUCUGCUUUCAAAUCACAUAAUCUUGAAACAUGUUUGUAAAUGAUCAAUAUAUUUCAUGUAUACUUAAAACAAUUUGGGGGCCAAUUAUCCUCAGGAGUAUCGUAGAGAGUUUUGAUAUCCAGAGAUUUAAGAGAAAUUUAAGAGAACUUAAGAAACUGGAAGUUUGAAGUUGCCUGGAAAUUAUUAUUUUUUUUAGAUUCUAGCCAUAGCAUCUAAAACUGGAAAUCUGGGUGAGAUUUUUGAUGCCUGUGCAUAGUACCUUUGCCCUAGAACUGCAGAAUAUGUUAAGACUAAAAACAGUGUAAGAAAUCCUCUUGAGAUCAGCCAGAUAUAAACAGUCUGCUGGUCUGGAACAAAUAUUUUUCUCUUUUUUUUGGUGGCAAUACUAGUUUAGUAAUAUAGUAUGUUCACACUAAUUGUAUAUCUCUUUUGGUCCACACAGUGACUACUGGUAAAGCAUACUAGAAAUAAUAAAUAAAUAAAUAAAGAAUGCUGUAGUUUCUCUCUUCUUGGGGGAGGCUUCCAUUAUAUUCUGCUUUUGGCCAUAAAAACAGCUUCCAGCUUAUCUUGCCCGA